This is a messenger RNA of Metopolophium dirhodum (rose-grain aphid), 3853 nucleotides long. RefSeq names its product TATA box-binding protein-like 1. Bases 473 to 1339 code for a protein of 288 amino acids. The record is from RefSeq and is a predicted model, not a curated record. Gene Ontology annotation, biological process: DNA-templated transcription initiation. Gene Ontology annotation, molecular function: DNA binding; general transcription initiation factor activity. Lineage: Eukaryota; Metazoa; Arthropoda; Insecta; Hemiptera; Aphididae. The transcript has 5 exons.
CGAGAGUUUGGUCGCAUCCUCUAUGGCACGCUCGUCUCCGUAAUAAUAAUAAUGUAUGACAAUAUAUUAUUAUUAUUAUUAUGUUACGUUAUUCCAUUGCCAGCGGACAGUGCACUUCUGUAAGUUGUUGUCAUACACACCACAGUCCCGUAUUGUAUCAUAGUGAUUUGUAUAGGCGUUUUGUUAUUUAAUUUGUUCUCCGUAUUCUUUCCUGCGUCCUUUUUUCGCCGUCUCACUCAAUUUUGACACCGUUCAAUAUAUUAUUAUUUUUAUAUACUGUCGAUAAUUACCUACUGCACAACGAUAUUUUUUGCUGUCUAUAUCGUACGCCGUAUUUUUCUCGUUUCAAUCGGUCACUUCAUAUUGAAAUCAUCGCCGUAAACGUCUCACUACAUCGUCGAAUAUAUUAAUAAUAUAAUUACAUCGAUCUACCAUACCGUUGUGUUGUCCUGCAGAUACCUAUAGCAUCAAUAUGACACCUAUCAUUAAAUUGAAAAAUAAAUUUAAUUUAAAUAAAUCUCCAUUAAAUGCUAACAUUUACAACAACAAUGGACUUCACGAACAAGAGGAAAUACAAUCAACAUCUAGAAAACCUAUACAAGACUGUUUAAAUGUUGAUGAUGAAAUAUUAAUUAAUAUAAGUAACGUAUCUGCUAGUUUCAAUGUGAAAUCACAUUUAAAUCUCAGAUAUUUAGCACUGCAUGGGCAUAAUGUGGAGUAUAAACGUGAAAAAGCGAAACUCGUCAUGAAGUUACGUAAACCAAGUGCUACAGCAAUUAUAUGGUCAAGUGGUAAAAUAGUUUGUAUAGGUUCAGCAUCUGAAUAUGAUUCAAAAAUAGCUUCAAAACGUAUUGCUAGAAUUAUUCAAAGGCUGGGAUAUAGUGAUGCAAAAUUUAGUAGUUUCAAAAUUAUUAAUGUUCUCGGCUCAUGUAGCUUACCAUUUUCCAUCAGAAUUAUACAAUUUUCCGAAAAAUAUAAACUAAAUUCUCAGUAUGAACCCGAGUUGAAUCCCGGCGUGACGUACAGAAUUAAAGAAAUCAAAGCUACAUUAAAAAUAUAUUCUACUGGUAGCAUUACUGUAAAUGCUCCGAGUGAAGCAGUAGUUCAACUUGCCAUUGAACACAUAUAUCCUCUAGUUUUACCAUUUAAGUUAACCAACUUAUUUGACGAUAAAUGUCUUGUUAGAGUGAUUGGAGGAACAAAAUCCCAGGAACAAAAUGCCGGAAUAUUGGAAUCUACUAGUCAUUUUCCCAUAAAUCGUCCCGUCGGAGAACUAGUGAUUAAACGUUGGCAGUUAAACGCUUUGGCACCUAUAUUAGACAAAAAAGGAUACAAAUGAUACUACGUAAACAAUUUUUUUUCUGCGGUCAUAAUGUAUGUUAAAUUUUGACCAUAGGUUUUGUUUCUCAAUUGAUUUAUAAUUUAAAAAUUAUAAAUAAUUAAAAUCCAAUUUUAAAUAUAUAAACAAAUGUUAUUUUUAUUCUUUGAAAAAAUAUUCCGCUAUAUAGCCAUAGAAUUUAGAAUUUAAAUUGUAUGAUUAAAUUUAUAUAUUUUUAUGAGCUAUAUAUAUAAUAUAACUUACUAAUAUUAUUAAAUUGAUAAAAAAAGUUUUUAAGUCAAACGAUUAUUUCUCUAUAAAAAUAAUACAUUUGUUUAUAACUUCGUCUUUCAGAAUUUAUUGUUUAUAGAAUUUAAUAACAUGGUUUUGAUAUAAUUAGUACGUCAUUGAUGGCGUUAAAUUCAUAUAUUAUAACUAAAUAAUUUAUAGUAAAAUAAUGAGUAGAAAAUCAAUGCUUAUCUCAAUUGAAUUUUGUAAUAAGCUUUUGAGAAUAUGUCGAGCCCAUUAUUUUCAUAAUCUUGAAAAGCUUGAACAUUGUUUGCCUUUUUUCAAAAAAAGGUAAAAAAUAUCCAUCUGACAGAUUUUAGGAUGCUCUCUUCCAAAAACGACAGCGACCUCACGUGUAAUUGAUAUAGACUUGUCCUAUCCAUUAUAUUAUUAUCGAUAAUAAUAUAUGCUUAAAAUAGUAUUAAAUCCACGGAUUCUUGUAUUUAUAGUAUGUACCUAUAGGCUAUAAUAGUGAAUAAAUUAACUCAUACUAUUAGUUACAAAGCGAGAAUCCGUAGUUUCUAUUUUCUUACCGUUUUAACGUAUCACAUGUAGUAAGUCAUUUAGUAAGGCUCGUCCAAUUCAAUAAUUAAUAUUGUUGUGUACUUUUUUAUUGUAUUUUUAUGCUCCUAGUUUAUGUUUAUGUUUAAUUCAAUUUUAUUUUUAAUUUAAGAAAAAAUAAUCAUACUUAAUAAGAAAAAAAUUACAUACAAGUGUAUGAUACAACUUUAAUAUAGGUAAUAUAUUAAAGUCUAAGUAAAAUGUCACCUGUGUAAAUUUGAGCUCCAAAAUUGUGCACCAUAGGUUGUUAUUUUUUAACAGAUACUUGAUUUAUUAAUCGUUUUAGUUUGACAACUUAUUAACUGUCAAUCAAAUUAAAAUAUUAAUACUAAAGUUUUAUUUAAUUUUUUUUUAUAAAAUUAAUUUUAAAUUAUUUAUAUAUAUUAAAGAUGAUGAGCCUUUUAGUGUUUGUCUUUUGUGUAAUACUUUUUUUAUUUUAGUUUAUUACCUUUAUUCUUAAAGCUUUAUGUUGUGAAAUUAUUUUAUAAUAUAAUAUUGUAUAUAAUACGUUGUAUCUACACAAUGUUAUAUGAUAUCAAUUACCAUACCUAUCACAUCAUUAUUGUUUUUAUUUUUGCCCAAUCAUUUUUAUAAUGUUUUACUAUGUUAAUUGUUUGUGGCAUAAAUAAUAAAUCUUAAUAUCAAUGUUUAUAUUUUAGAUUCUAAGUGAAAUGAUUAAUUUAUUAGUUUUACAAUAAUAUGUGUGUUUCUUUUUUUUGUAUAUCAUCACCUUUUUGAGCAGUAAAAAUGUUUAAACCGUCAACUUUGAAAGUACCUUAUAGUAGAAAAUUGGAUUUUAUUGGUACUAUGAGGGUCAAAAGUAAAAGAAAAUCGGGAAAAAAUAUAUUUGAGAAAAACCGGAAUGUUUUCGUAAACCAGUUUUUAACUAAAUUGAUUUUGUUAUUUGUUGUAGUUAUUCAAUAGGUAACUAAUUACCGUAGAUACUUGAAAUGUUCGCACCAAAUAUUUAUAUUAGUCUAUUCUAGAAUCUUGACUUAAAAUGUAUACCAAUUUAAUUAACCAAUUUACCUACUUACCUGAAAAUUUUUUGUAUAAUUGAUUCAAGUUUAAAUUUUAAGGUAACCAAAAGUAGGUCCUUACCUAUAUAAUUUAUUAUUUAACAAUUCAUCCUUAUUCAAGAUAAAAAUUUCACUUUUACCUCAAACUAUAAUUUUCUAUACUUACACGAAAUGUAAACUAAUUUGAUGAUAUUUAUAUAUAUAUUAUAUGUAUUUUAAACUUUCGAUUUCUAAAAUUUUUUUUUUCAUAAACGUUGAUAAAAAUGCAUUCACAAUUGUACUCUUAGCAUUUUAAAAAUAUCGAUAAAUAUUCGGUUAUUCCUAAUACAAAUAUGAGCAUUAACUUAUGCGGUUCCAAUAUAAGUAUUAAAUAGCUAAGUCCAAUAGUUUAAUACAGGCAUUUUAAAACUUAAAACCAAAUUCUGUGGCUCAAACUUAAAUGUAUGAAAAUAUUCAACUAGUGCUGAAUAAUUAGGCAUACAGUUAUACAGAUGAUUUAUUUUUCAAUCCUUGGAUUUGUUUUUACAUUGAAAAAAUAAUUAUACUAAUGAAUUUUACAUUUUAAUACAUUUUAAAUUGUAUAAAAAAUUAAAAUUAUAUUUUAUUCUUUACAUUACUAUACACAUAAAUAAUAAAUAUAUAUUAUAUUUUUAAAUUUUCCAAUAAA